Erinaceus europaeus (western European hedgehog) is the source of this 3936-nucleotide messenger RNA. RefSeq names its product nuclear receptor subfamily 2 group C member 1 (gene NR2C1). The transcript has 14 exons. NCBI's taxonomy places the organism in Eukaryota, Metazoa, Chordata, Mammalia, Eulipotyphla, Erinaceidae. Bases 459 to 2276 code for a protein of 605 amino acids. Gene Ontology annotation, molecular function: zinc ion binding; RNA polymerase II cis-regulatory region sequence-specific DNA binding; nuclear receptor activity. Gene Ontology annotation, biological process: anatomical structure development; cell differentiation; negative regulation of transcription by RNA polymerase II. The record is from RefSeq and is a predicted model, not a curated record.
GUGUCCCUGUGUCUCCCUCCCUCUCUGUCUCCCCUUCCUCUUCACUUCCGGCUGUUUCUAUCCAAUAAAAAAGUAAAGAUGAUGAUUUUAAAAAUGGUGUUGGGAAAACUGGACAGCCAGAUGUGCAAGUAUGACAUUCGCUCAUCAGUUGAGGCCAUACCCCAAACACUGGCUCCGAGUAGACUGAAGGUGCCGACGUGAGACCUGAGGCAUAAAACACACCGCAGGAGACAUCUGGAGCCCCCCCCCCACCGUGGAAACGACCCGUCAAAUUGAAAAGCUUCUGUUCAUCUGCACACGGAGAGGUUGCCCCACUGAUAAAAGGCAGCCAGCGACUGAGGGAAGCUCUGCACACCGCACAGCUGACCAGGGAUGGAUGCGGACACUGCCCGCUGCCUCUUUAACCAGAGCACUGCUCAGCUCUGACUUAGGCUGGUGCUGGGAACUGAACCUGGAUCAUGGCUACCAUAGAAGAAAUUGCACAUCAGAUUAUUGAGCAGCAGAUGGGAGAGAUUGUUACAGAGCAGCAAGCUGGGCAGAAAAUCCAGAUUGUGACAGCGCUUGAUCAUAAUACACAAGGCAAACAGUUCAUUCUGACAAAUCAUGACGGCUCUACCCCAAGCAAAGUCAUUCUAGCCAGACAAGAUUCCACACCAGGGAAGGUCUUCCUCACAACUCCAGAUGCCGCAGGUGUCAACCAGUUAUUUUUCACAACUCCUGACCUGUCUGCACAGCACCUCCAGCUUUUAACAGAUAAUUCUUCCCUGGACCAAGGACCAAAUAAGGUUUUUGAUCUUUGCGUGGUAUGUGGAGAUAAAGCAUCAGGGCGUCACUAUGGAGCAGUAACUUGUGAAGGCUGCAAAGGAUUUUUUAAAAGAAGUAUUCGAAAAAAUUUGGUUUAUUCAUGUCGAGGAUCAAAGGACUGUAUCAUCAAUAAACACCAUCGAAAUCGCUGUCAAUACUGCAGGUUACAGAGAUGUAUUGCGUUUGGAAUGAAACAAGACUCUGUUCAGUGCGAAAGGAAACCCAUUGAAGUGUCUCGGGAAAAAUCUUCCAACUGUGCCGCUUCAACAGAAAAAAUCUAUAUCCGAAAAGAUCUUCGCAGCCCACUAGCUGCAACUCCGACUUUUGUAACAGAUAGUGAAACUGCAAGGUCAGCAGGAAUGUUAGACUCAGGAAUGUUUGUGAAUAUUCAUCAGUCUGGAAUAAAAACAGAACCAACUGUUGUGAUGACCCCAGAUAAGGCUGAAUCAUGUCAGGGGGAUUUAAGUACAUUGGCCAGUGUGGUUACAUCAUUAGCAAAUCUUGGAAAAACUAAAGAUCUUUCUCAAAACAAUAAUGAAAUGUCAGUAAUUGAAAGCUUAAACAAUGGUGAGACCUCUAUGUGUGAAUUUCGUCAAGAAAUGCAGACAAAUGGAGACGUUUCAAGGGCAUUUGACACGCUUGCAAAAGCACUGAACCCUGGGGAGAACACAGCCUGUCAGAACUCAGUAGAGGGCAUGGAAGGAAGUGUACACCUGCUUGCUGGAGAUUCAAACAUAAAUUACAUCGAAAAAGAGGGUCCACUUCUCAGCGAUUCACAUGUAGCUUUCAGGCUCACCAUGCCUUCUCCUAUGCCCGAGUACCUGAACGUGCACUACAUCGGGGAGUCUGCGUCAAGGCUGCUGUUCCUGUCCAUGCACUGGGCGCUCUCCAUCCCUUCCUUCCAGGCCUUAGGGCAGGAAAACAGCAUUUCAUUGGUGAAAGCUUACUGGAAUGAACUUUUCACUCUCGGUCUUGCCCAGUGUUGGCAGGUGAUGAAUGUGGCAACCAUACUGGCAACAUUUGUUAAUUGUCUCCACAGCAGCCUUCAGCAAGAUAAAAUGUCCACUGAAAGAAGAAAGCUGUUGAUGGAACACAUCUUCAAAUUACAGGAGUUUUGUAACAGCAUGGUGAAACUCUGCAUUGACGGAUAUGAGUAUGCCUACCUGAAGGCCAUAGUCCUCUUUAGUCCAGAUCAUCCAGGCUUAGAAAACAUGGAACAGAUUGAAAAAUUUCAGGAAAAGGCGUAUGUGGAAUUUCAAGAUUAUAUAACCAAAACAUAUCCAGAUGACACCUACAGAUUGUCAAGACUUCUACUCAGAUUGCCUGCCUUGAGACUAAUGAAUGCUACUAUCACCGAAGAAUUGUUUUUCAAAGGUCUCAUUGGCAAUGUACGAAUUGACAGUGUCAUCCCACAUAUUUUAAAAAUGGAGCCUGCAGAUUAUAACUCACAAAUAAUUGGUCACAACGUUUGAAAGCUGAGAUCUCGGUGUUAGUGUUCUUUCCCAGACGCUAGAAGACACCAGACUGAACUCAUUGACUCGAAGGUGUUGGGAAAGCUUGACUUUAAGAUAACCAAAAUAGAAGGUAUUUUUAUUUUACCUUCCAUAAGAAGACGUUUUGAAAUGACUGGGCAGGUAACAGAAAUUAGAAUUUCCCUUCCUGUCUUAUUUAAGUGAAUAAGAAAUAGUACAUUGAAUUUAUUCUUGGUUAAGAUGGUAUCUAAAGUCAUCAUCUCUUGAUGAUCUAAGAUAUCUCAUAUUUUGUUUUACAAAGCAAAUAAAUUAGUCUUUUUUUCUUCCAGAACUGUGUUCUAUUCAUAUUUAAUCUCAUUAUGAAAUAGUACACUUAAUGAUUAGAAAUUCCUAAGUGGGAUUUUCUUGCAUUUUAUUAUUCCAUAAUAUAAUCUGUUUAAAUUACCAUGUCAAAAAAGACCAUUUUAUGCUCAAUGGUAUAGGUAACAUUAGAACUAUAGGAAAUAAUAAUUGAAUAUAUAUAUUUUCUUGUGUAAAUAUCAUGUCAUCUCUUAUCAUAUAUCGCUCAUUGCUGGCAGUGAGACAGACCAACCAUUGAUGAUUUUAAGAGUUGACUCUUACAGUGUUGUAUAUUAUUAGUUACAUGCACUUUUUUAUUUAUGUAUGUAGCAGAGAAACUGUUUUUUGAGAUAAGAUAGGAUUCAUGUUUUACUAUUUUUGUUUUACUACUGUUUUAAAGGUAGUAGAGACUGAUUGAGCCCAAAAUGUUUCAGUAUUUCAAAUUAGAUAUUAAAAUUGUUGCUCUUCCAUUCCACAAAAAGCACCUGACCUUGCUCCCUCUUAUCUGGUUGACAUAACUUUCUAGCCCUUCUUUAAUGGGUUUAGUCUUACUUCCUUUAGGUUUUUACCAGUAUUUCUCCUCCAUUAAAUUAGAUUUUUAAUAACAGGAACACAUACAGAUUUCCCCCCUGUAAAGGGGAAAGGCUGUUUUACCUAGUAUAAUUUCUUCUGAAAGCCUUGUUAUUGCCACAUUAAAGCAUUAUAGACUGCUUGGAUGUCUUCCAUGGUAAUGUUUUCCUUACCAAGCCUGGUACUGUUAAAUAUUUCUUUGCUCUGAUUUUGUGAUGAAUUAUUUUGUAGUGCGUCUUAUUUGUUCCUUUUUUUUUUUAAUAUGGAGAUUUUAUUGCACUCACUACAUUUUUAUGAAGCUAUUUGCAAUAGAAGAGAAACUGAAUUUUAGGGAGAGUAUGGAUUUUACUAAUGCUACUUUAUAGUAAAUCAAAAAUUUGAAAGGAUCAACUUAGUCUUUACCAGUUUACUAUGGAAAGUCCUGUUCCGUUCCCUCCCCCCACCCCCCACUCCCCACCCCCACCCCCAUAUUUAAAGCAUGAUUUUUUGUUAACAGGUUCAUUUGUAAUUAUCACUUGGAGAACGCUGCGUUUGGUACAAAAUACUCAAAUAGAAAAGUAAGUAGGCUUAUACCUUUAUAAGCCCAAUUAAGUAAGACCAGGAUUCAGGAAAAUAAUUCUUUAAAACAAUGUGCUAAUAAAUAGUUAAUAAAGAUACACAUUUCUUUCAGGUGUUUUUCUUGAUUAAAUUUGUAGUUAUAUAUAUGGAAGUGUUUUUAAACUAUAUUAAAAUGUGACCUGCUUUACAAAUC